Messenger RNA from Xenopus tropicalis (tropical clawed frog), 2523 nucleotides. It is a transcript of the gene dusp13b.3, whose product is annotated as dual specificity protein phosphatase 13B gene 3. Gene Ontology annotation, molecular function: hydrolase activity; protein tyrosine phosphatase activity; protein tyrosine/serine/threonine phosphatase activity. The record is from RefSeq and is a predicted model, not a curated record. Lineage: Eukaryota; Metazoa; Chordata; Amphibia; Anura; Pipidae. The coding region runs from base 88 to 657 and encodes 189 amino acids. The transcript is spliced from 4 exons.
GAAGGAUCAGCUUUGCAUGAGACGGAAAACACAAGACGCUGAGAGUGAGAAAAUUAAAGUGAAACAGAAGAAAAGGAUUGAAACAGAAUGGCAGUCCAUCAAUCCCACUAUGAACCAUUACCUGUUUCUGACCUUCAGCGCGUUCUUUGGUGCCACAGAGGAUCCACUGGUCAUGUCAAUCAAGUGUGGCCAAGACUCUACCUCGGAGAUGCGUUUACAGCUAGAGAUAAAGCUGCUCUGCGUGCAUUAGGUAUCACUCAUGUUCUGAACGCUGCCUCUGGGAAGUAUCAAAUCAACACUGGACCAGAAUUUUACAGAGACCUCAACAUUGAUUACUAUGGGAUAGAAGCAUUUGAUGACCCAAAUUUUGAUUUGAGUGUCUACUUUCAUCCAGCAGCACACUUUAUAAAAGCAGGUCUACAAUCUGCCAAAGGAAGAGUGUUUGUGCAUUGUGCAAUGGGAAUAAGCCGUGCUGCCUCUCUUGUCCUUGCAUUUCUAAUGAUCUCUGAGGGAUUUUCUCUUCUGGAUGCCCUUAGAAGUGUGAGUGAACAUCGGGACAUUUCACCCAACCAUGGCUUCCUGGAACAGUUACGCCAACUGGAUAUAGAACUGGCAGGCAAGGGAAGGUCCUUGAGUAGUAGGACCAGAAAUACAUAAUUUUCCAAGAACAGCCAAGACAGCUGUUUUGGUAAAAAAAAAAAUACCCUUAUAAAUGGUCCUGGACAACAUAGAACCUUUACUGAUCUAAGAAGUAGAUAAUGCAAAGCAAUAUAGAAUUACAUGGUUACCUACUUUUAUUUCCAUUCAAUAGUAUCUGUAAAAAAAGCUUGUAUAAGCUUGUAUAUUGAUUGAGGCAAGACUUGCAUGAUUGUGAUUUAUUGUCCUAUGGUCCUAUUGUCCUAUCAAAAGUAAAUAUGAUGUGGGUCCCAAACUACAUUGACAGACAUUCAAUCAAGGAGGUUGCAUAAGCUGUAUGCAAAUGCAAGUUUGUCUAUAUGCUUUUUACUAAGGUCUGAAGAUUUACUGUAAUUGGUUUUUUUUUACUUGUGUGUAUGUAACAUAGUAACAUAGUAACAUAGUAAGUUGGGUUGAAUAACUAUUAUUAUUAGCUUUGAAAUAAAUAAACCAAAAAUGGGAUUAGCUUCUCCUUGAAAAUGUGUGAAAUAGAAAACAAUGAUGGGAUUAAUUUCCCCUUGAAAGUCUAUGAAAUAAAAAACAAUGAUGGGAUUAAUUUCCCCCUUGAAAGUCUAUGAAAUAGAAAACAAUGUAGAGAUUAAUUUUAACAAAGGUGUCAAGGACAGGCUGUCACUGACUAUUCAAUGCCUCUGCUAUUCUAAGCCUCCAUAGGACUCAAUGGUACUUGAAAGAUCAAACCUGCAAACAUUUUUAUUUAGGGGGGGUCCAAAGGGGGCCACAUUGCAUUUAAACUCUGAAAACAACAACUACAUUGAUGCCUACGCAUGGAUCCUAUCUUUCCUAUGUACAGUCAACUUUUCAUAACUUUUGCAUAACCCUCUCUCUGGUGGCUCCAUGCCAUAUUACUAUUGUUCAUGUCUAUUAUAAUUUCUCAUGACCGGCGGGCCCUAGGCCUAAUAUGUUUCUGCUGUUACCUUGCCUCUUCUCUGAUGUCACCUACAACUUUGAGUGGUCAAACCUGUUCAAUUGUUUCACUGUUAACUAUUUCAGGGACAAAUUCUUCCUCAAUUGUGGUCAGGCAGAAAGCAUAGGAACCCCCAUUGGGUAGCAAAACUCUGUCCCUUACACAUGGGUGGGUCAUUCCACGCCACUUACUCCCCAAACACUGGAGGAUUGUCUACACUGGAUAAAAUAUCUGUUAACUUUAAGCUUCUCUCACUAUUCUCUAACCCCAAGGGGAAAUAUCUCUUCAUACACUGUAUGCUACAUACUAUUGAAACAAUUCUUACAAAUAUUUAUAUCCCCCCUACUCAGAUAAAUGUGUUAUUCACUUCAACAUGGUUUUAAACGAGCAAUCUGAACACUGAAUAAAGGGAACGGGCAACACCACUACCAACACGUUCCUCAAACAGAUAUUUCACUAGUGGAGGCAUGGUGACAUCACCAUCCCUCCCAAAAGGGUACUUCACGCAUAGACAUGGUUUUUAUAUCUAAGGGUCUUCUCCCCAAUAUCCAGUGUAGAAUACCAAACUUAGGGAAUCUCUGACAAGGCCCCCCUUAAAAUAGUCUGAUGAGAUGACAUUACAAUUUUAACUUGAUAUGGCUCAAUGCCGUUGAUGAAGAGGCUAUCACAAAUUCAAUUAUGGACUACUUCUCCUUUAAUGACUUCUCUACUUCCCCAUAGUCUGGGAAGCAUUUAAAAGCCAACCUUAGAUCUACCCUCCUUGCAUGAUUACUACAGCUCUCUCUUUACCUCUAGAUGAGUGCUUUCCAGCUUCUGUGGUACCGAGGGCUGAAUUUUUCUGGCGGAGGGCUGAUAAUGAAAGUCAGUUUUGACCAUGCCCCUUUUUUAAAAUGCACCCACUUCAAACCACACCCAUGUUAUCA